UGCUUUUGUUGACAUUGAUGGCUGAUUCCAAGGCAGAGGUUGCGUGGGUGAUCUGAUACGAUACGACAGCUGCCUUUUUUUGCUUCGUCAGAACCAGUGUGCCUCUGUCUGUCUGUCUCUCCCUCCCCGCUGGCGCCGAGGCUCCCGAGUGAAGCCCACAUCACUUUGCACUUGUCCACAAUCUUUUGUUGUCCGGUCGACAGAACCAAGCCAGACCCCGGAGUGACCAGUGAUUGUAGAUACAACGCCGAAAAACAAACCCCGGUGUUGGCAUCUUUGAAACGCUGGGAUUGGAACAUAGUCUCCGAUGGAAGACCAGUGUGAGGAUUUAUUCGAAGUUUACCAGAGCGCCCCCGACCCACUGGACUUGAGGAAUCUGCUCCAGUCACAGAACGUCAGCUGCGACGACCCUGACUACGAUAUCUCGCGGUCGGAGAGGCACGAUUUCACGGCGGGCGCCACGUUCAGAGUGGCCAGGACUAUGGUCGGGGUAGUUCUGGUCGCCAUUAUGUUGGUGUGCGGCGUGGGGAACUUGGCCUUCAUCGCCGCCUUGGUCCGCUACAAGAAACUCCGCAGCAUCACCAACCUUCUCAUCGCCAACCUGGCCGUCUCCGACCUGCUGGUGGCCGUCGUGUGUUGUCCGUUUGAGAUGGAUUACUACGUGGUGAGGCAGCUGUCGUGGGAGCACGGGCACACUCUGUGUGCCUCGGUCAACUAUCUCCGUACCGCCUCGCUAUAUGUGUCCACCAACGCGCUCCUCGUCAUCGCCAUCGACCGGUAUCUUGCGAUCGUCCACCCACUCAAGCCACGGAUGAACCGCCAGACAGCUUAUGUGUUGAUGGGCACGGUGUGGACCGGCUCCCUGCUGCUGGCCGUCCCGUCCGCUUACUUCACCGGCGAGGCUCUCAUCCCGCAUGCCGGCGCCCAGCACAAGGUGUUCUGCGGGCAGAUCUGGCCCAGCGAACAACAAGUGUCCUACAAGUCCUACUUCUUGUUUGUCUUCAUCCUGCAGUUCGUGAUGCCCUCGCUCACCAUGGGUCUGUGCUACGUCCAGAUCUCUAGGGAGCUCUGGUUCAAACGUGUACCGUGUAUCCAGACGGAGCAGAUCAGGAGAAGGUUGAGAUGCAGAAGGAAAACCGUCCUCAUGUUGGUGACCAUCCAGACUGUGUUUGUCUUGUGCUGGGCACCUUAUUAUGGGUUCACAAUGGUCCGGGAUUUCUACCCGUCCCUGCUGAUGAAGCAGAAACACUACAUCACCAUGUUCUACGCUGUCGAGUGCAUCGCCAUGAGCAACAGUAUGAUCAACACCGUGUUCUUUGUAACUGUGAAGAACAACACGGCGAGGUGUCUCAAGAAGAUGCUGCUCUUGAGGCUGAUGUCCACUCACGGCGGCAGCAGCAAGUCCCAGGAACACGAUGUGAGGACAACGGGACUGCCGCUGUCUGAGGAGAUGCAACUCAAAUAGGUCGCCGGACAUCGUGGGGUGGGGUGUGGGGGUGAGGUGGCAGUGAAACUGGU
Molecule: messenger RNA, 1518 nt
Organism: Amblyraja radiata (thorny skate)
Lineage: Eukaryota; Metazoa; Chordata; Chondrichthyes; Rajiformes; Rajidae
Gene: prokr1b
Product: prokineticin receptor 1b
Exons: 3
Coding region: 308-1465 (385 amino acids)
Biological process (GO): neuropeptide signaling pathway
Cellular component (GO): plasma membrane
Molecular function (GO): neuropeptide receptor activity
Source: RefSeq, a predicted model, not a curated record